GGUUUCUUCGACACAGUUUUUCUGCGUGAGCCUUGUUAAGGGUUUCUGUCUGGCUUCGUCUGAAAGUUUCAGUUUCUUUUCACACAUUCCUUUCUUUGUGCUGCAUUUUCCUUAGCAUUUGUAAUUACUCCCACUGAACAUUGAUGAGGAUUUGAUACACGAUUUUAUGUGUCAAGCGCUUUUUAGGGUUUACAUCUGCCACGGCCUUGACAUUAUCAAAUUUACAUAAAUGACUUUCUCCUGCAUUUACGCAAGCAUUUGGAUUUCGCCUUCGUAAGGAUUUAAUACAGGAUUUUAUGUGGAGUUUAUUUUCAAUCCAAAUCCAUCCAUGGCUUACAUUGAUGCAAACACGGAGACCCUAUCUCAUGCCUUAGAGGUCAAGGACACUGAGCCUGCACAGGCAAUUUCUCUUCUACAUCAGAUAAUCGGGAGUCCCUCAUCUACAUCCGAGGCUCUUCGAAUCAAAGAGCAGGCGAUUUCCAACCUUUCUGAUAUUCUCACCCAGGAGAAGAGGGGUGAAGAACUUAAGAGCCUCCUCACAGUUCUACGACCUUUCUUUUUGCAGAUUCCAAAGGCCAAGACUGCGAAAAUUGUCAGAGGAAUACUUGAUGCAAUUGCGAAAAUCCCAGGGUCUUCACAACUUCAGAUUUCCCUUUGCAGAGAAAUGGUUGAAUGGACCCGUGCAGAGAAGCGUACAUUCUUGAGGCAGAGGGUUGAAGCAAGGCUGGCUGCUUUGUUGAUGGAAAAUGAAGAGUACCAGGAUGCUUUGACCCUCCUUUCUGGUCUUGUAAAGGAGGUCAGGAGGCUGGAUGACAAGCUGCUGCUUGUUGAUAUUGAUUUAUUGGAAAGCAAGCUUCAUUUCUCUUUGAGAAAUCUUCCAAAGGCUAAGGCUGCCCUAACAGCGGCACGGACAGCUGCCAAUGCUAUUUACGUUCCUCCUGCACAACAAGGGACUAUUGAUCUCCAGAGUGGAAUUCUUCAUGCUGAGGAGAAAGAUUACAAGACGGCUUUUAGUUACUUUUUUGAGGCAUUUGAGGCAUUUAAUGCUCUUGAGGAUCCUCGUGCAGUGUUCAGUUUGAAGUAUAUGCUUCUGUGCAAGAUCAUGGUUAACCAGGCAGAUGAUGUUGCAGGCCUCAUUUCAUCAAAAGCAGGGCUGAACUACAUGGGAGUGGAAUUGGAUGCCAUGAAGGCUGUUGCAGAUGCAUACUCAAAGCGAUCCCUGAAGGACUUUGAAGUGGCACUUAGGUCUUAUAAAGCACAGCUCGAAGAAGACCCCAUUGUUCACAGGCACCUGUCUUCUUUAUAUGAUACUCUUCUGGAACAGAACCUCUGUCGCUUAAUUGAACCAUAUUCAAGGGUUGAAAUAUCACAUAUAACAGAGCUGAUUGGAUUGCCUAUAGAUAUUGUUGAGCAGAAACUGUCUAAAAUGAUUUUGGAGAAGAAAUUUGCUGGCACUCUUGAUCAAGGUGCAGGUUGCCUGAUUAUCUUUGAUGACCCAAAGCCUGAUGGCAUUUUCCCUGCCACUUUGGAAACAAUUUCCAAUGUUAGCAAAGUUGUAGACAGUCUCUUUCAAAGAUCAGCAAAAAUUAUGGCUUAAGCUUAUCAAGUUGUGGUGUAAGUCAAAUCUCUGUGACCUAUCCGAUUUUUUGAAAACUAUUAAAGUGGAAGAGAAGCACAAAAGAUACAGGAUUUCUUUAGAGUACCAAAAUGUUUAAUUUUCAAGUACUUAUAAGUUCAUCUUAUAUGAAGUUUCAGCAGCAGGACAUAGAUUUAGUUUUAAUUUUGGCUGCUUUGAGAUUCAGCGUAGGUCACAAUCAGGAUUAUAUAUUAGAUUCAUUUGUGAUUGCUCUUAAUUCUAAAAUGUUUGGUAGCUGAAAUGAGUGCAUUUCAAGCAUCCUUGUCAGCCAAUUAAUUUUUUGCAUAGAAUAUUGCGUUUAUUUUAUAAGAAAUUUGCGUGUUAAAUAUUCAAAACUCAUUCUUUUCC
Cryptomeria japonica (Japanese cedar) is the source of this 1984-nucleotide messenger RNA. RefSeq names its product 26S proteasome non-ATPase regulatory subunit 11 homolog. Gene Ontology annotation, biological process: ubiquitin-dependent protein catabolic process. The record is from RefSeq and is a predicted model, not a curated record. The transcript is spliced from 3 exons. Gene Ontology annotation, molecular function: protein binding; structural molecule activity. Gene Ontology annotation, cellular component: proteasome regulatory particle, lid subcomplex. NCBI's taxonomy places the organism in Eukaryota, Viridiplantae, Streptophyta, Pinopsida, Cupressales, Cupressaceae. Bases 329 to 1597 code for a protein of 422 amino acids.